Geodia barretti is the source of this 1251-nucleotide messenger RNA. Lineage: Eukaryota; Metazoa; Porifera; Demospongiae; Tetractinellida; Geodiidae. The record is from the annotation of a GenBank genome assembly.
AUGACCACCGUACUUGACCGCAUUGACCCCGCCGUUGCCGCUGCCAUCGAAAGCGAAAAACACCGCCAGCGCGAUUCGAUCGUGCUGAUCGCGUCAGAGAACUACGCGAGCAGGGCGGUGCUGGAGGCGCAGGCACAGUUGAUGAGCAACAAAUACGCGGAGGGGUACCCCGGGCGGCGUUACUACGGCGGCUGCGAAUUCGUCGACGUGGUCGAAACCCUGGCCAUCGACCGGGUCAAGGAGUUGUUCGGGGCGGAACACGCCAACGUGCAGGCCCACAGCGGCGCGCAGGCCAACAUGGCGGCCUACUUCGCCGUCCUGGAGCCGGGAGACACGGUGCUCGGGAUGCAGCUGGACAUGGGCGGUCACCUGACCCACGGCGCGAGCGUCAACUUUUCCGGAAAACUGUACAACUUCAUCCCCUACGGCGUGGACCAGGAGACCGAGACCAUCGACUACGACCAGGUGGACCGGCUGGCGCGGGAACACAAUCCCAAGCUGAUCGUGGCCGGCUGCAGCAGCUAUUCCCGUGUGCUGGACUUCCCGCGGUUCCGCGCAAUUGCGGAUUCGGUGGGCGCGAUGCUGAUGGUGGACAUGGCGCACAUCUCCGGCUUGAUCGCCGGGGGAGCCCACCCAUCGCCAUUCCCCCACGCCCAGAUCGUCACGUCAACCACCCAAAAGACCCUGCGCGGCCCUCGCGGAGGCAUGAUCCUGGCCGACGCCGACCUGGCCCGCAAGAUCGACUUCGCGGUAUUCCCGUUCAUGCAGGGCGGACCGUUCAUGCACGUCAUCGCCGCCAAGGCGGUCUGUUUCUCGGAAGCCCUGCAGCCUGACUUCUCCCGCUAUGCCCACCAGGUGGUGGCCAACGCGCAGGUGAUGGCGCAGGAGCUAUCGGAGGCCGGCGUCCGCCUGGUGGCCGGUGGAACCGACAAUCACCUGAUGCUGGUGGACCUGACGCCGCUGGGAGUCACGGGACGGCAGGCCGAGCGCGCCCUGGAAUCGGUGAACAUCGUGGCCAACAAGAACGCCAUCCCCUACGAUCAGCUGCCGCCGCGCACCGCGUCGGGGCUGCGCCUGGGCACUCCCGCCAUCACCAGCCGGGGCAUGGCCGAGGAGGACACCCGCCAGGUGGCCAGGCUGAUCGUGCGGACGCUGGGCAGCAUCGGCGACGAGGCGGCGAUGUCGACCAUCGGCGAUGAGGUGCGCCACCUCAGCCGGCAGUUCCCCGUACCCGGCCUGGACGACGCGUAG